CCCUGUCCCUGUCCCUCCACCACCCGCCACUACUUCCGGCUCUGCGCCGUGACGCAGGGGCACGCUGGCGCCGCGGGGUUGCGCUCGACGUGACCCGGUACCCGGAAGCGAGGUGCGGCCGCCGGUGCCGCCGCCGUUCCCGUCAUGUGAAGCAGCGGGACCGGCUCCCCCAGUCCCGCAGAAGCGAUGGAGCCCACGGCCUCGCAGGUGUUCUGCGGGCGGGUGCUGGGCAUGGUCAACGCCGAGGAUGUCAACGCCAUCAUCCUGGCCCAGAAGAACAUGUGAGUCCCGGGGGAAGCGGCACCGGCACCGGGAGCCUCCCGGGGUCCGUGCCGAGCUCCGCCCGCUUCCCCCGCGCAGGCUGGAUCGGUUUGAGAAGACCAACGAGAUGCUGCUCAACUUCAACAACCUCUCCAGCGUCCGCAUGCAGCAGAUGAGCGAGCGCUUCCUCCACCACACCAAGACGCUGGUGGAGAUGAAGAAGGAUCUGGACGGCAUCUUCCGGAGGAUCCGGACGCUGAAGGGGAAGCUGGCGAAGCAGUACCCGGAGGCCUUCAGCAACAUCCACGAGUCUCCCAUCCUGGAGGACGACGACGACUUUGACCCCAUCCCGAAGAGCACCACGACCACCAUCGCUACCUCUGAGCAGAGCACGGAGUCCUGCGACACCAGCCCCGACGUCAUCUCCCCCACCACGAGCCAGGAUUUUGAGGAUUUAUCCCAAGGCCAGUACGAUUUACGGGCCGUGAACGGACAGAGUCUCACAGACGAGGACACAGCCGAUGGCCUGGACUAGGCGGCGGGUCCCUGCGGAACUUUCUGCGCUGUGUUCAUAGCGGGGUCUCUCUCUGCCGGGAAGAGGGACGCGAAGGCGGGUGCUGGACGG
Messenger RNA from Pezoporus flaviventris, 886 nucleotides. It is a transcript of the gene KXD1, whose product is annotated as KxDL motif containing 1. Lineage: Eukaryota; Metazoa; Chordata; Aves; Psittaciformes; Psittacidae. Bases 248 to 796 code for a protein of 182 amino acids. The transcript has 4 exons. The record is from RefSeq and is a predicted model, not a curated record. Gene Ontology annotation, cellular component: BORC complex. Gene Ontology annotation, biological process: lysosome localization.